Molecule: messenger RNA, 761 nt
Organism: Halichondria panicea
Lineage: Eukaryota; Metazoa; Porifera; Demospongiae; Suberitida; Halichondriidae
Product: complement factor H-like
Exons: 3
Coding region: 128-643 (171 amino acids)
Source: RefSeq, a predicted model, not a curated record
UGUCACCUGUGGCUUUCCUGUCGCACCUUCCAGAGGCAGUGUGGACGUUAAGGAUCGGACAUCACCCUUUUCGAUAAACUCAGUGGUAAACUUAUAUUGUGACAAAGGACUAUUCCUAGCUGGUGAUAUGUCCAGUACGUGUGAAAAUGUGGGUGGAGUGGGAACUUGGAAGCCGGACACGAACAUCACAUGCAGAGAUAUGCCUGUCAACUGCUCUCUACCCAAAAAGCCAUCCAACGGAACUAUAGUGAACUAUGAGAGUUUGAAUGAGACAGUGUCGGAGGGAACAGUGCUGACUUACCAGUGUGACAAUGGACUCUCACUGACUGGACCCAACACCAUCACUUGCACUAAUGCUGGUGUCUGGAGUACUGAGCCUGAGGCAAUCGUGUGUGUACUUGAAUAUUAUAUUUCCGCCACCUUAUCCACUGGUGCUGCUAUCGUUAUAAGUGUGAUCAUCACUUUCAUUGUGACUCUAGUCACUGGAUUCCUCACUGGACUCUUAGUGAUGCACCUUUGCUCCCGUAAGAAGGCAGCUGAAGGACAAGCUAACGUAGGACCCACUGUACCAGCUGGUCCUGUUUAUGAGGAGGUGUCACCCAAAAUGGAAAUUGAGCUAUAUAGUAACCAUGCAAGCAUAUGAACCAGUGUAUACGUAGGACUUUGAAAGUUUAACAGUGUCUGCAUAAUAAUUUAUAGCUUAUCAGUUGUACAUGCAUAAUUAUAGCCAAGGUUUUAUAUAAUAGCAACUUUAUUCAAUC